Messenger RNA from Talaromyces amestolkiae, 2247 nucleotides. RefSeq lists its product as uncharacterized. The record is from RefSeq and is a predicted model, not a curated record. Gene Ontology annotation, molecular function: structural constituent of cytoskeleton; GTP binding. Gene Ontology annotation, cellular component: centrosome; gamma-tubulin complex; nucleus. NCBI's taxonomy places the organism in Eukaryota, Fungi, Ascomycota, Eurotiomycetes, Eurotiales, Trichocomaceae. The transcript is spliced from 6 exons. Gene Ontology annotation, biological process: mitotic cell cycle; mitotic sister chromatid segregation; mitotic spindle organization. Bases 1 to 2247 code for a protein of 748 amino acids.
AUGAAGGAACAAGACCCCGCCAGUUCUAGCUCCUUCCGAGUCCUAAUCAUCAACCCCAACACCUCAACCCAGAUGACCUCAGCACUCAAACCCAUCAUCCAAGGACUCAACUACACCGACAUCCACUUUGACUAUUUCACCGCACCAAACCAAUCCGUCACGCUACCCGACGGCAGAGUCAUCGAGCCCGUUCCCAGCAUCAAUUCGGGCGAUGACUCGGUACAAUCAGCGCAGCAUUGUCGCCCCUUUGUGGAACCACUGAUACCCCAAUAUGACGCUUUUCUGGUAGCAUGCUACUCUGCGCAUCCACUUGUGGGAAUGCUACGAUCAACUAUAAGGGCUCUUGAGAAUAAAGCUCUUCAAUCAGACUCGGGCACGUUGCAAGUCUUCGCCGACGGGCAAGAGAUCAAUCCAAGUAAAGGGAAAAAAUAUGUUACAGGGAUCUUUGAGGCUAGUGUGACUACUUCCCUGAUGCUGAUAAGUAGUUUCCAUUUAUUGGCGGAUUGGUCUCACCACAAGACGCAGUCGCAAGACACUUUUGGGAUUGUAACGACUGGAGCGGUAUGGAAGAAGGAGCUUACCAAGGCUGUAUCAGCUAUGAUAAAUGGUCCGGAUGAGAGUGAAGAGAAGAAGAGGGAUUUAAUCUCGAAUGUUGUCGAUACGAGCCCAACGCCAUCACCACCGGCACCUGUUUCGGUGCCACGGUUUGCAGGCGUGGAGACGACAGGUCUGACAGCUGUCGAGUUGCAUGAGACGCCGCCCGAAGAAGUGCGAAGACGAAUGAUCGAGGCUACUGAGAAGCUGCUCAAGGGCACUGCGCAUCCGGUGCGAGCUGUGUGUAUGGGUUGCGCUGGGAUGGUAGGCAUGGAGGAAGCGGUGCGCGCGGGAGAAAUUAUCACCAUUCAAGCCGGCCAGUGCGGCAAUAACGUCGGCAGUCAAUUCUGGCAGCAGCUCUGUCUCGAACAUGGAAUAAACCAAGAUGGUAAUCUGGAGGAAUUUGCGACUGAGGGCGGAGAUCGGAAAGAUGUGUUUUUCUACCAGAGUGACGAUACAAGAUAUAUUCCCCGAGCUAUUCUGCUCGACCUCGAGCCUAGAGUGAUCAACGCCAUUCAAACCGGACCAUACCGACACAUCUACAACCCUGAGAACUUUUUCAUAGAUCCUCAAGGCAGCGGAGCGGGCAACAAUUGGGCUGCGGGUUACGCACAGGGGGAACAUGUUCACGAGGAGAUUUUUGAUAUGAUUGAUCGGGAGGCUGAUGGGAGUGAUUCUCUGGAGGGCUUCAUGCUACUUCAUUCCAUAGCGGGUGGUACAGGCUCGGGCCUGGGAAGCUACAUGCUCGAACGAAUGAAUGAUCGAUUUCCCAAGAAACUUAUUCACACAUACUCGGUGUUUCCAGACGGCCAAGCAGCUGAUGUUGUGGUCAACCCUUAUAACAGUCUCUUGACCAUGCGACGAUUGACACAAGAUGCCGACUCGGUUGUGGUUUUGGAUAAUGGCGCGUUGUCGAGAAUCGUCGCCGAUAGAAUGCACGUGCAGGAGCCGUCAUUUCAGCAGACGAAUCAAUUAGUUUCAACUGUCAUGUCGGCAUCUACCACCACACUCCGCUAUCCAGGCUACAUGCACAACGAUCUCGUCGGCAUCAUCGCAUCGCUCAUUCCCACACCUCGAGCCCAUUUCCUCACCACAUCUUACACCCCCUUCACAAGCGACAACAUCGAACAAGCAAAGACCGUCCGCAAAACCACCGUUCUCGACGUCAUGCGGCGAUUACUCCAACCCAAAAACCGUAUGGUCUCCGUCACACCCAGCAAAUCGAGCUGCUACAUCAGCAUCUUGAACAUAAUCCAGGGCGAAGCCGACCCCACAGAUGUACACAAAUCACUCCUCCGAAUUCGUGAACGACGACUUGCCUCGUUCAUCCCCUGGGGUCCCGCAAGUAUUCAAGUUGCCUUGACCAAGAAAUCACCAUACAUCCAACACACACACCGCGUCAGCGGCCUCAUGCUCGCAAACCACACCUCUGUCGCGACAUUAUUCAAACGCAUCGUACAACAAUACGACAGACUACGAAAACGAAAUGCGUUCCUGGAUCAGUACAAAAAGGAAGCGCCCUUUGCGGAAGGAUUGGGCGAGUUUGAUGAGGCGAAAGCGGUGGUUGUAGAUUUGAUCAAGGAGUAUGAAGCGGCGGAGAAGGAGAAUUAUUUGAAUCCGGAUGCUGGGCAGAAGGAGGCUGUUGCUGCUUGA